Molecule: messenger RNA, 8998 nt
Organism: Rana temporaria (common frog)
Lineage: Eukaryota; Metazoa; Chordata; Amphibia; Anura; Ranidae
Gene: WIZ
Product: WIZ zinc finger
Exons: 23
Coding region: 249-8558 (2769 amino acids)
Biological process (GO): regulation of transcription by RNA polymerase II
Cellular component (GO): nucleus
Molecular function (GO): DNA-binding transcription factor activity, RNA polymerase II-specific; RNA polymerase II cis-regulatory region sequence-specific DNA binding
Source: RefSeq, a predicted model, not a curated record
AUAAUUAUUAUUGACCGAAUCCCAACGGGUGGCAAAUGGCUCUGGCCUAUACAGGAUUAGAUUGUGGUCUACAUACAGCCGAGACAUUGUUCAUUUCCUUCUGCUCCCAGGAUGUGAUGUUUUGCACUUUUCAGAUCUUCCAUGCUAUUGUUGACAUCACCUCGGUGUGUUAAAUAACAUCCUCCUUCCUACUGUCCUCCACUUUCUUUCAUUGGUCCUCCAAUUCCUUCUUUUUACCUUUGUGCCCCAUGGAGGACGUUCAUUCCUCAUACCUGUCUGGACAGGACGAUGUGGAUAACCUGCCCUACCCACUGCCAUCGCUUGGGCAGAAUGAAGCUUGUGCCCCCAUGCCAUGCCCAGGAGGUGUGGAGAUUGUUCUUGUAGGUGGUGCAGAACCCACAGUUGGUGCAUAUCCUGGCGAGACUGGUGUCCUCCCAUCCUACUCCCACAUUGGAUAUCGAGAGGAGAGCAGAGACGGGAUGAGACUGACCCACUCCAGAGAGUCUGAUGGGCUUAACUGUGGCAUCAUGGGGCGACCAGAGCAAGAUCACCUAUCUUCUUCUAAAUAUACUCUUCCACAUCCUGAUCAUAGUACCUUGCACCACUUUACUCCUCACCAGCCUGACACUCAUACUACUCCAUGGAGGUACUUAAACACUCAUGAAGAAAUUGAAAGAGAAUCUGAUGGAAUGCUUUCAGAGGAACAGUAUAUGCAGCAUAGAAGGUUUGAAUGGACUUCAGGUUUAGAGGACGGAGAAGGUCAUACACAAUUAAUGAUGGUAAGGUCAGACCCAUCCCCUAUUACAAUGCCAGCUUACAGAAGAGCACUGCAGCUAGGAAGGGUCCAUGAAGCCUGGCAAGGGGGAAAUUAUUCAGAAGAGGAUGCACACGUAGAGGUGGAAGAGGAAGAAGAAGACGAGGAAGGCUCUGUCUAUACCUGCAUUGAAUGUAGUAUUUACUUCAAGAAAAAAGCCCAUCUGUUAGAGCACAUGUUUCAACACUCCCAGGAAGCAGAAGGAGAGAGUGGACAUGGGGUAGAAGGUACUUACACUUGUGGAGAAUGCGGAAAGGCAUUUGGAGAUGAGGAGAGUCUAGAAUCUCACCGCCAACUUCAUCAAGAAUCCAGAAAAAAAAUUAUAGAAGAGAUUGGCAAACUCGAGAGUUUCACAGAUGAAGGACGAGAUGCUCGUCUGCAGUGCCCCAAAUGUCUGUUUGGCACAAACUCAUCAAAAGUGUUUGUUCAGCAUGCAAAGACUCAUGUGAAGAAAGUUGGUGGGGAAACUCGAACAACUUCAUCAUCUUUCAGGGUGUUAUCAGAGAUGGUAGAUGGAGGUGAAACCUCAGAACCGCCAACUGAAGGCAUUUGGAAGCCUCCAGAAACAGAGAACUCAGUUGAGUCUGAUUGGAAAUUGGACAUAUCUCGGCCUGUUAUGCAAGGUCCUAGUAAGGUAAAGAGAAAGACUCUAGCUAGGGAACAAUCUCAUAGUUCACAGAAUAAUAACAAACGUGCAGAAAAAGAAGGCAAUAAGUCCAGAAGAUUAGUUCGAUUGCCUGAGGCUGCAGUACAGUUAAAGAGAAAGUUUCGAGACGCUCUUAAAGCUGCUGGUGAAAUUGAAGAAGAUCAGAGACGACAACUGAGAGAAGAGGUGGCUGUUGUCUCACUGAAAAACAUAAGCCCUAAGAAAAAGCCAACGAAACCACGUCAACCUUGGGGCUAUAAGAAGAAGCUUGCUUUAAGUAAGACUUUAUUUUCACGUGCUUCUCUUGGCCCCCAUCUGCCCAGAGAAGACUGGGCAGAGGAUGGAGAAGAUGACAUCUCUCUAGAUACUUUAUUAUCUGACCCCAAGUAUGCUAGUCAGCUUGAAGCCCUUGGGUUAAGGAGCGAAGAACGGGAGUGUCCAUAUUGUCCUGACCGUUUCCAUAAUGGGAUAGGUCUUGCAAACCAUGUCCGAGGUCACUUGAACAGAGUCGGAGUCAGCUACAAUGUACGACAUUUCAUAUCUGCGGAGGAAGUAAAGGCAAUUGAACAGAACUACUCCUUCCAGAAGAAGCGCAAGAAAGUGGCGAACUUUGACCCCAGUACCUUCAGCUUGAUGCGGUGUGAAUUCUGUGGUGCUGGUUUCGACACUCGUGCUGGCCUCUCCAGUCAUGCCCGUGCCCACCUUCGAGACUUUGGUAUCACCAACUGGGAGCUCACAGUUUCUCCCAUCCAUGUCCUUGCUCGACUGCUAGCCCGCUCACCCGGUCGUCCACUGCCCCCAUUUCCACCAUGGCACCAGGACACCGAUACGGACGUGCUGCCUUCAGAUGAAGAUGAUGGGCCACUAAUAGAUUUGGGCCGGGCACAAGGUUCAAAGCCUGAGCAAAGCCCGGCGGAGAAAAUGGUGUCAAAUCAGAGCUCCAGCAAAGCAGAAGAUUCUAAAGGCCAAGGUUCCCUUACAUGUGAGAUGUGUGGAGCGUGCUUUGAGACCCGGAAGGGCUUGUCCAGCCACUCACGCUCCCAUCUGCGGCAACUUGGGAUUCCAGGGUCAGAAACCAUUGGUGCUGCUAUUGCUAUGCUGAAAGAUAUAGUCAAGCAGGGCAAGCUUCCAAAAGAUGAGAGCUCACUGGGGGCAAAGAAGGCGGGCAGUCCCCAGCAAGAAUCCUCCAAAGCCCAGUGGGGGGAUGAGGACGGGCCUUUGAAUCUGAGUGUGGAAGGAGAUCCAAACCAAGAAAAUGACUGCCAGUUUUGUGGUGCUUGGUUUGAGACCCGAAAGGGCCUGGCCAGCCAUGCUAGGGCUCAUUUGCGCCACUUGGGAGUUGCUGAUCCAGAUGCAAAGGGUUCCCCAAUUGCCACGCUAAACGCUCUUAUAAAAAGCGAGGAUUUCAAGAAGCAAAUGUCUGGGCAGAAAGCAGCUGACACUGACCCUCUCGCCAGAGUUCUUGUUGAUAGCAAUUCCGCUACAGUGCGUAACAGUAGCUCAAAGAGCAAAGAAACUGGUACUUUCACCAAGCCAACAGAAAGCAAAAAUAAGGCAAGCAGCAAUGCCUCUACCGACACAGAGCAAAAGCCACCUUCAGAGAGAUUUGUAGAGAGUGGUCUGAAAUUAGUGGACAGUACAGGGCCUAUAGAAACUUCUGCACAUUUCAAAUGUCCUAGUGGGUCAGGAAACAGCACUCAAAUCAAAAUAGUUGAAGCUGGUGCUCCUCGUGUCCUGUCUCCUGAGGCUGGUGCUUACUCAAAAUUAGUUGAAGUUGGCAGGUCCCAAGUAAAGUCAGAGGCUGGUCUUGGUCAUGGUAAGGUGGAACCUGGUAACCAAACAAAGCCUUCCGUAGGAGGCCUCGCUCACCCUAGACCACUAUCUGCUAGCACACCACCUACAAAGAAAAUGAAGACGCCUUCUCCAUCCUGUAAAUCUAACAUGGAUCCAUACUGGGCUCAGAAAAAUGCCACCGCUGCACUCAAUCUUUCCCCGAGUUCGGAAGUAGUCCGCUGCGAGUUCUGCGGCGAGUUCUUUGAAAACAAAAAGGGCCUGUCAAGCCAUGCACGCUCCCACCUGCGCCAGAUGGGCGUCACAGAGUGGCAUGUCAACGGGUCACCCAUCGACACCCUACAGGAGAUCUUGGCCAGUGGGACCUGUCCCGGAACAGGCACCAGAAUCGGAGGCCCCAGCUCGGAGAAGCUCCUCCCACAUCGUCUUCCCGCUUCCCCAUCCCGGUCCCACCCGUACAGUGGGUUGGCUCCGGCAAUGCAACACAAGCCUCCUCGGCUUCCUACCUACUCGGCCAGUGAGUGGCCGUCCGAGCUUUCACCUUUAAACUUGUCGUCACAGUCAGACCCCUCCCGUGAUAUCCGCUGCGAGUUUUGUAAUGAGUUCUUUGAGAAUCGCAAGGGACUAUCUAGUCAUGCACGUUCACAUCUUCGCCAGAUGGGUAUAACAGAAUGGCACGUGAAUGGCUCACCUAUUGACACACUGCGAGAUGUCAUACAUAAGAGGCAUCCAGCAAAACCACAGCAACAAGUUUCCAGCAUCAAAAUGGAACCUCGUGGGGAAGAUGAGCCACCCAGUCCGUCCCACAGACUCUCACCUAUAGGUGUUGGGGCAUCAGUGAUGGCACGAGAUAUUCCAAUUUCAGCACCUGGGCACCCUCACAACAAUUUUCUUUCACCAGUACCAACUAAGAGGCCAGUACCUCAUGAACCUAGACUUACACAGUCUGAGCCAAAGGGCUAUAUGAAUGCAGAGCCAAAGACUUGCAGCCAGCCUAAGUCUUACUUACAGGGUGAGAGUAGACCAAAAUCCUACAUUACAGAGGGGGGGCAACCCAAGACCUUUGUUCAUGGUGAUGGGAAGCCAAAACAGUUCUUGCAAAGUGGAGAAGGAAGGCCAAAGACUUUUAUGCAAGAUGGGAGACCAAAGGGCUUUUUGCCAAUUGAAAACCGACCCAAGACAUAUGUACAUGGCGAAAGCAAGCCUAAAACAUAUUUACAAGGUGACGCAAAGCCUAAGUCUUUUAUACCUGGGGAAAAUAAACCUAAACCGUUCUUGCAAGGUGAGCCCAAGCCCAAGUCUUUUUCUCCAGAUGGCAAGACCAAGGCUUACAUUCAAACGGAGCUUCCAUUCAAGGUCAAGAUGAAGGCAUCCCCAGAGAAAGCAGUCACAUGCAUGGAGGCAAGCUGUGAGCUUUGUGGGUUGUUCUUUGAGAAUCGGAAGGCUUUAGCCAGCCAUGCCAGAGCUCAUCUUCGACAAUUUGGUGUAACCGAAUGGUGUGUCAAUGGUUCCCCAAUUGAAACGCUCCGAGAAUGGAUGAAGCAGAGACCCCAAAAGGCUGGUGCCUAUCUCAAUUACAUCCAAGGGCGUCCUUUCUCCAAAAAGUUCAAACGUGCUUUGCAAAGUCCAAAACCAGGACUAGAGAAGGAAAGCCCAGCUACAACCCCCGGAAAGGUAGCUGAGAAGGAGCACAGUGCUGCAACACAAAGCCCAACCUCUGAAAAAACAGCUGAGCCACAGGGCCAGAAAGUGGAGCGACGUCACUCUAAGGCACCUGAGGUUCCACCCACUCGGGAAGAUACUGUUUCUGAACCACUAGCCAAAAAUGAGGAGCCACGACCACCUGCAAGAGCACGUCCUGUGCCUUCUCUGGUACCAAGACCACCUGAGAAAUCAUUAGUGAAGUUUGUUGGAAACAUUUACACUUUGAAAUGCAGGUUCUGUGACACUCAAUUCCAAGGUCCGCUUUCCAUUCAGGCGAAGUGGGUCCGUCACCUUCAGCAUCAUAUAUUGGCAAUGAACUUUUCAAAGUUCCCGAGCCCACCACAUGAGGUAUCAUCCCAGGAACAGGCAGAAGCUGUCGAGUUUACGCCAGCAACGGAUGCCGAGUCGACCAAUGGGCGCGGUGUGCUCGAGGUGUGCUGUGCGCAGGCGCAGUGGCUGCUCUGGAAGUUGUUCCCCCGUGCUGUGGACAUGGAUGGCGGUAAUAGAGGAUUUGGACCUUGGGGUCAAGGUCGAAAUCAUCAAGGAGCACUGGCUUCAAAUGAAGAUGAUGGGCCACCGAUAGAUCUGGGUGGAGCUCAAGGCUCAAAGCCUGAGCAAAGCUCAGCAGAGAAAAUGGUUUCAGAUCAGAAUGCUAACAAAGUGGAAGAUUCUAAAGGCCAAGGUUCCCUUACAUGUGAGAUGUGUGGAGCGUGCUUUGAGACCCGGAAGGGCUUGGCCAGCCACUCACGCUCCCACCUACGGCAACUUGGGAUUCCAGGGUCAGAAGCCACUGGUGCUGCCAUUCAUAUGCUGAAAGAGAUAGUCAAGCAGGGCAAGCUUCCGAAAGAUGAGAGCUCACUGGGGGCAAAGAAGGUGGUCAGUCCCAAGCAAGAAUCCAAAGCCCAGUGGGGGGAUGAGGACGGGCCUUUGAAUCUGAGUGUGGAAGGAGAACCAAAUCGAGAAAAUGCAUGCGAGUUUUGUGGUGCUUGGUUUGAGACCCGAAAGGGCCUGGCCAGCCAUGCUAGGGCUCACUUACGCCAGUGGGGAGUCAAUGAUCCAGAUGCAAAGGGUUCCUCAAUUGUCUUGUUAAACGCUUUUAUAAAAAGCGAGGAUUUCAAGAAACGAAUGUCUGGGCAGACAGCAGCUGACAAUGACCAUCCUGCAAAAGCUCCUAGCGUUAGCAGCUCCACAGAUAAAGAGCGUAACAGUAGCACAAAAAGCAAAGAAACUGGUACUUUCGCCAAGCCAGCAGAAAGCACAAAUAAGGCAAGCAGCAAUGCCUCUCCGAAACUCUCUGAAGUUGGCUCACGAUCCAUGUCGGGAGAGAGUGGUCUGAAGUUAGUGGACAGUACAGGGCCUAUAGAAACGUCUGCACAUUUCAAAUCCCCUAGUGGGUCAGGAAACAGCACACAAAUUAAAAUAGUUGAAGCUGGUGCUCCUCGUGUCCUGUCUCCUGAGGCUGGUGCUUACAAAUUAGUUGAUGUUGGCAACUCCCAAAUAAAGUCAGAGGCUGGUCAUGGCCAUGGUAAGUUGGAACAUGGUAACCACUCAAAGCCUUCCAUAGGAGGUCUCCUUCACCAUAGACCUCUAUCUGCAAACACGCCACCUACUAAAAAAAUGAAGACGUCGUCUCCAUCAUUUAAAGCCAACCUGGAUUCCUACUGGGCUCAGAAAAAUGCUUCCACUCCAAUCAAUCUUUCCCCGAGUUCGGAAGUAGUCCGCUGCGAGUUCUGUGGCGAGUUCUUUGAAAACAGAAAGGGCCUGUCGAGCCACGCACGCUCCCACCUACGCCAGAUGGGCGUCACAGAGUGGCAUGUCAACGGGUCACCCAUCGACACCCUGCGGGAGAUCUUGGCCAGUGGGAUCUGCCCCAGAACGGGCACCAGAAUCGGAGGCCCCAGCUUGGAGAAGCUCCUCCCACAUCGUCCUCCCGCUUCCCCAUCUAGGUCCCACCCGUACAGCGGGUUGGCUCCGGCAAUGCAUCGCAAGCCUCCUCGGCUUCCUACCUACCAGGCCAGUGAGUGGCCUUCGGAGCUUUCGCCUUUAAACUUGUCUUCGCAAUCAGACCCCAACCGUGACAUCCGGUGCGAGUUCUGCAAUGAGUUCUUUGAGAACCGCAAGGGACUGUCUAGUCAUGCACGUUCACAUCUCCGCCAAAUGGGUGUAACAGAAUGGCACGUUAAUGGCUCACCCAUUGAUACUCUGCGGGAAAUCAUACGCAAAAGGCGUCCAGCUACACCACAGCAGCAGGUUUCCAACAUCAAAACGGAACCUCGUGGUGAGGAUGAGCCACUGAGCCCAUCACACAGACUCUCACCUCUUGGUGUUGGGGCAUCAGUGAUGGCACGAGAUCUUCCAAUUUCACCUCCUGGGCGCCCUCACAACAGUUUUCUGUCACCAAUAUCAGCUAAGAGGCCAGCACCUCAUGAACCUAGACUCACACAGUCUGAGCCAAAGGGCUAUAUGAAUGCAGAGCCAAAGACUUGCAGCCCAUCUAAGCUUUACUUGCAGGGUGAGAGUAGACCAAAAUCCUAUGUUCUAGAGGAGGGACGGCACAAGACCUUUGUUCAUAGUGAUAUUAAGCCAAAACAUUUCUUGCAAGGUGGAGACGGGAGACCAAAGACUUUUAUGCAAGAAGGCAGAUUAAAGGGCUUUUUGCCAAGUGAAAACAGACCCAAGAUGUUGCACGGUGAGGGGAAGCCUAAAAUCUAUUUGCAAGGUGAUGCAAAGCUUAAACCUUUUAUUCCUGGGGAAAAUAAACCUAAACCAUUCUUACAAGGUGAACCCAAGCCUAAGUCUUUUUCUCCAGAUGGCAAGCCCAAGGCUUACAUCCAGACAGAGCUUCCAUUCAAGGUCAAGAUGAAGGCAUCCCCAGAGAAAGGAGCCAAUAGCUUGGAGGCAAGCUGUGAGCUUUGUGGUUUGAUAUUUGAAAAUCGUAAGGCUUUAGCCAGUCAUGCCAGAGCUCACCUUCGACAAUUUGGUGUAACUGAAUGGUGUGUUAAUGGUUCCCCAAUUGAAACGCUACGAGAGUGGAUGAAGCAGAGACCUCAGAAGGCUGGUGCCUAUCUCAGUUACAUCCAAGCACGUCCUUUCUCCAAAAAGUUCAAACGUGCUUUACAAAGUCCAAAACCAGGACCAGAGAAGGAAAGCCCAGCUACAACCCCCGUGAAGGUAGCGGAGAAAGAACACAGUAUUUCAACGCCAAGCUCAACCUCUGAAAAGCCAGCCGAACCACAGGGGCAAACAGAAGUUGAGCGUCGUCACCCUAAGGCACCUGAGGUUCCACCCUUUAGGGAAGAUACAGUCUCUGAACCACUAGCCAAAAAUGAGGAGCCACGACCACCUGCAAGAGCCCGUCCUGUGCCUUCUCUGGUACCAAGACCUCCCCAGACAUCAUUAGUGAAGUUUGUUGGAAACAUUUACACUUUGAAAUGCAGGUUCUGUGACAUUCAGUUCCAAGGUCCGCUUUCUAUUCAGGAGCAGUGGGUCCGUCACCUUCAGCAUCACAUAUUGGAAAUGAACUUUUCAAAGGUGCUCAGCCCACCCCAUGAUGAAUCAUCCCAGGAGCAGUCAGAGCAGUCAGAGGCUGUCAAGACCCAAUAAGUUGGCUUUGCAAUGACUCGGACGGAGAAGAUGUCUGAAUUGUCUACAGUGAGAGAAAGCAAACCGCAGAUUAUGUGAAAGGCUUGUAGAUGGCGGCGUGGAAUUUAUAACAAAAUCCCAUGCAGGCUCUGACAGACGAGAUGCUUUAAAGCCUGUGAAGGGAAAUGGAUUAUUUCUGGGUAUACAGUAAGGGAAGGCCAGCCGCAAGGCAUCAACACCUUUUAGUAGACUGGACUUGCAAUAAUAAUGAUGGAUGUAGGAGAGGUGGUGCUAUGGGGAACAUCAAGGGCAUGUUUUGAAGAAUUUUAAUAAUAUGGUUAAAUGCUGGCAGUUUAUCAAAUGUUGUAUGAUUGGUGUCUGCAGAUGUAGAAUGUUGUGGAAGGUGAUAUAAAUGAAUAAGGGAAGAAUAAAGAUGCAAGAUGGGUUCUUUUUGGAUCUGA